AUGAUAGGUUUAAACCCAACUACCAAUUCUUCUACGAUGUCUAUACCUUCAACUAGACAGAGGACUCCUGUUACUAAACCCGGGUUUACCUUACACAGCAAUAGUAGCUCAAAUUCAAUUCCCGCACGUAUCAAAGAAGUGGAAGAGGAGGAAGCAAGAAAUAGUGAUUAUGAGAGUGAUAAGAGUAUCGAUGAAGAUCGCAUUGAAAACUUUAAUGAUUUAGUGCAUGGAAGAACUGAAUCAAAAUUAACCCCAUUUGGGGGGUUUUCGAAGCCUGACUUGGAAGAUGGUAUAUUGAAUCAAGAUAAUAUUUUUGAAGAUGCACCAUGGAAAGUCGUAUUGGCAGGUAAAGGGAAUGUGUCUUUGACAAAGGCUGUUAGAAUCGCUGUAGAUGCUGGGGGGAUUAACAAACAUAAGUGGGUAGGCACGUUAGCGAUGCCAAGUGACGUAGUACCAAAAUCAGUCAUAGACGAUAUUUCUACUUCGUUAAGUGAAAACUAUGACUGCGAGGCUGUAUUUCCUAAUGACAUAACAUUUCAAGGUCAUUAUAAGUCAUUUUGCAAGCAAAUUUUGUGGCCAACAUUACAUUAUCAAAUUCCAGAUGAUCCUAAAUCGAAGGCCUUUGAAGACCAUUCGUGGGGACAUUAUAAGUUAUUGAAUCAAUUAGUGGCAGACAAGAUUGUUGAUUUGUAUAAGAAAGAAAAUGGCUCUUCUGAUCCUAACGAUCCCGAUAAUAUUAUUUGGAUUCAUGACUAUCAUUUAUUGUUGGUACCAAAAAUGAUUAGAGAAAAGUUACCCGAGGCCAAAAUUGGUUUAUUUUUGCAUGUUUCUUUCCCUUCUUCUGAAGUAUUCCGUUGUUUUGCCCAAAGAAAGGCUAUUUUGAGUGGAAUGCUAGGUGCUAAUUGCAUUACUUUUCAAACUGAUGAAUAUGUUAGGCAUUUUUGGCAAACCUGCAAUAGACUAUUAUUAGCUGAUGCUAAUGAAUAUGGAAUAACUUAUGAUGGCAAGUUCACAAUGAUUAACACUAUCCCUGUUGGCGUAGAUGCAAAAUCUUUAGAAGAUUUCUUAGGGUCUAAUGAAGUUAAUGAAUGGAGACACUUGAUCAGAGAAAGAUGGUCUAAUAAGAAAUUGAUUGUCAGUAGAGAUAAAUUGGAAAAAUUACGUGGUAUCAAACAAAAGUUAUUAGCUUAUGAAAAAUUCUUACUUAGCAAUCUUGAGUACGUGGAUUCGACUGUAUUAAUUCAAAUUUGUCCGGGUGCAACUCAAGAUGCAAACUAUGAAAGCGAAAUUAUGUCUAUUGUUGGAAGAAUCAAUUCGUUGACCGGUGAUAUUUCUUUUUCGCAACCAGUGGUAUUAUUACAACAGGAUAUCGGAUUUGAGCAAUACGUAGCUUUACAAUGUGAAGCUGAAGUAUUCGUAGUCGCUUCAAUGAGAGAAGGCUUAAAUUUGACUUGUCAUGAGUACAUAAUUGCAACAACGGAAAAGAAAUCUCCAUUGAUGCUCUCCGAAUUCACAGGAUCUUCACCACUUUUGAAUUGUAAUGGAGAAGGGGCUAUUUUAAUUAAUCCAUGGGAUCUCAAAAGAUUUGCAGAAUUAUUCAAAGUGCUGUUAGAUAUGGGAUACGAAGAAAAAGUUAAACGUUGGUCUAAUUGUUACAAGACUAUUUGUAAUCACGAUUCUAGAAACUGGGUUGCAAAUUGUUUACAAGGAAUUAAUGAAGGGUGGGAUUAUGAUCAUAGUAGGAAUUUAAACAAAUUAAUUCCAUUCACAAGGGAUGUAUUUGAUUCAUUUUAUUUCCGCAAUGAUGGAGGUAAAAGAUUAUUCUUCUUAAAUUUGGAUACCCCUUCUGCUAUUGCUUCAGCAAAUGAUCCAAAUUCGAAAUUUCAUAAGCUUUCAUCCAAUUCAGCUGUAGCAGCAGCUGGCAAAAAUGGAGCAUUUUCUGAGCCUUCUAGAUUUGCAAGUUUACUAAAUGAGUUGUUGUCAGAUCCUUUAAAUCAUGUUUAUUUAACCAGUUUUUUGAAAAGGUCAGAUUUAGACACCUUGUACAGUAGAAGCCCAAAUUUGGGUCUCGUUGCUGAGAAUGGAGGCUAUAUAAAGCUUACAGGGUCUGAUAAGUGGAUAUCAAUUAUCGAUGAAUAUGAACUUGAAGGAUGGAUGCCUCAAGUUUCACAGUUAAUUGAAUCAAAAGUGGAAAGGUUGCCUGGCUCCCAUAUAGAGGUAGAAGAUUGUACAAUCAGAUUUCAUCCUGGCAAAUCUUUUGAAGAUGAUCGUGAAAGAAGUUUGUCUGUUUUAGGUGAUUGCAUUCAGCAUAUUAACGAACUUUUCCUGGAUCAAGAUGGUGUUCAUGCAACUUUGAUCAGAAAUGUGCUAAUAGUACAAAAGAAUAAAUUAUCUUUGAAAGCCUUGAAAUUCAUUAUUUCCUAUUAUAAUCAAAAGAAACAAGGAAUCAAAAGCGAAUCUUUGAUAGAACAAUAUCAAGUUAAACAGGUUUCUGGUUCUGCUCCCAGCACGCCAAUCUCUGAAACUGCAAGCUUACCACCUAUUGCAAGUCCUAUUUCUGAAAUCCACAAAAACCAGGUUACUGCAUUAUUUUUAAGUGGUGGUUCCACGCUAAUCGAUGAGCCAGGGUAUGAGUAUGCGAAUAGUUUAGAGAGAUCCGGUGAGAUACCAGAGGUGUUAACGGUUACUGUACUCAGUGCAGACUCUAGAACUUCGGCAACUUAUAGUGUUUCUGGAAAAAACGAAUUAUUAGGAAUAUUGUCAAAACCAGUAAAUGACCCAUAUAAGAGCCACACUGCAUAG
Debaryomyces fabryi is the source of this 2802-nucleotide messenger RNA. It is a transcript of the gene TPS3, whose product is annotated as trehalose 6-phosphate synthase/phosphatase complex subunit. Lineage: Eukaryota; Fungi; Ascomycota; Pichiomycetes; Serinales; Debaryomycetaceae. The transcript has a single exon. Bases 1 to 2802 code for a protein of 933 amino acids. Gene Ontology annotation, molecular function: catalytic activity. Gene Ontology annotation, cellular component: alpha,alpha-trehalose-phosphate synthase complex (UDP-forming); cytosol. The record is from RefSeq and is a predicted model, not a curated record. Gene Ontology annotation, biological process: trehalose biosynthetic process.